Verruconis gallopava is the source of this 2507-nucleotide messenger RNA. RefSeq lists its product as uncharacterized. The record is from RefSeq and is a predicted model, not a curated record. Bases 252 to 1127 code for a protein of 291 amino acids. The transcript is spliced from 3 exons. Lineage: Eukaryota; Fungi; Ascomycota; Dothideomycetes; Venturiales; Sympoventuriaceae.
AACGACAGCUGUCGGCGCCGGCAGCGUUCAAACGCGCCACUGUACGCGGCGGGCUGCGGAGUCUGGAGCGCGUCGAUCACGUGCCGCCGUGUGUGCCUGGCUGCGCGUCGACGUCAGUGCUUUUUUUCGCUCGUCUCUCCCUCUCUUGGCCGAGCUCAAGUGCACGCACGUGAAGCGCAGCAACACGGCCAGUCCUCUUCAAAUAAGUUCGCCAAAUACCAUCUCAACCAGGACCUGGGUCCGUUCUCGCAAUGCCGAGAAAACCAGCAGCACCGAAGCCGAGGGCUUCCAUGUCGACGUUCGCUGAAAGCGAUACGAAGCUGCCCCAGAUUCGGAGUGCUGCUUUCGAUGGCUGGCCCAAGCACAAGAAAGUAAAGAUAGGCCACGAUGCGGUCCAGUCCUCGGCCGACAAUCCAGCAGGAGAGCCUGAAACCACCUCUGCUGUAAGGUCCCAGCCCAAUGCGAAAGUUCGUCGGCCUGGCCACGUAUGCCCACCGCUGGCACCACCAACACCACUAUCCGCCACCCAGCUGAAACCUGUGUCGAGCCACACUCCGAUACUACCCAAAGACGCCGACGAUGUCAAGCUUCGCGCGCAGCAUGACAUCCAUAGCAUAACUGUGAUGCCCAACUCAAAGAUGGAGUCCAAAAUCCAGCAAGUUCUUCGCUCCAUGCCCACUCUCGAUCGAGACUCGAAAUCCUCCGUGGUUGCACUCACCGCCCCUGCAAAGGCAGCUAACAAAUGUAUUGGCAUCGCCGAAAUCGCAAAAAGAGAGCUUUGCAGAGAUGAUCCUUCCAGAGCCGUGUACCAGUACACAGGCUGUUGGACCCGUCUCGAAUCUCGGAAAGCUCCUCGACAGUCUUCCCUCGAGGCCUUGCCAGGCGUUCUCGACAAUACCGCUACGAGGACGUCGAGCUCUGAGCACUAUUACCUUCGCGACCAUAUGGAUGAUGAGGAGCAAAGUGUAGAGGCCGAAGAUUCGGAUGGCGCCUUCGAAGACGAGCACUGCGCUGAAAGACCGCUAGUUCGGGGCGUUGUCUGUUUGGUUAUUUACCUUUCCACUAAGCCCGUGUCACGGCUCCACGAGCUUUACGGAGAGCAAAUCUACCGUCUAGAUCAGGCGUGAUGAGUAAACGACCUCCAGAAAUUGCUUUGGUAUUAUCUAGUAUAGCGAUGAAAUCCGAAUUUGAACGUGGGCGGCCAUCAUUCCAAACAAACACGGACAAGAAAAGUCGUGCGCGGGUUGAAAAUUCACAAGGCAAGGUCUCCCCCGUCGAGACCUGUAGUUGCAUUGUGAUGCGGUCAUAUUUUCUUCAUGUUUGUGCUGUGAUCGUCAUGGUCAAUAGGGAGCCAAAACAUCAACCCUCCCCUUGACUUGGAAAACUUGCCCGUCGCUUUAAGAGAUGGGUGGCUAAUUAAGUCACGAUUCUCCUACCAACGUCACGUUUACCCCAACACAUUCACGGCCAAUGCAGUCCACAAAAGUACUAUAUGUGUGUCACAUUCAGCACAGUUGUUUCGAUACCCGAUUCCCACACGAAAAUCAUUGCUUUAGUUGAGAAGUCUAUUCCCGCAACUUCAGUGAUGCCGGAAGUCGCCUCUUGGAUUAGCAGACUGAAAACAUUUACCUUCCAGCUAGAUACUCUGUGCUUCUUGGGACGUAUUGAGCAUUACUCAACUUUUUAUGGGGCAUCACUGGUUCUUCAUUCACUUAACAAAAAACAUUUCUUGCGCAAGGUAGAUUGAGAUCGACAUUCUCAAGUUUAGGACUCGGAUGUUUUUCUCCCAAAUUUAUCUGCUGGAGAACAAUAACAAAAUAAAUCCAAACAACGCUGAGACAUGACACGAACUCAUCCUAUUUGAGUUACUUUCCUGGUUUCUAGGGUGACAUGGACUACAGUCGGCUAAGGGUUUUUUGUCUCGACUGCCUCUACGACUGGUUUGAAAGCUUUCGACAGACAUAGUUGACAGCUGGAGGAACGAUGUCUUAGCCAACAGACUACUGUAACUGCGCAGACAUUGGGCAAGCAGCAAAGAUCGUAAGAAGGAUGUACAUUUGGAAAUCGCUCAAGGCCUUACAUGCUCGGAAAUCCAUGAUUAUGGAUAAUCAGUUGAAUCUUAUAAGAACUGAAAGGAGGAUCAGUGUUGCUCGCCAAUUUAAUUCUGGUGUUGUGAACCAUGUCAAUUCUUAUCAAGGACGGCUUGGCAUAAGAAGAGGCAAGACAGAUACAGAAUGUUUAGUGGAGCGGGGAAUAUUUUGUUAUCUCCCAAUAGCUUGAGUUGCGUUUGACAGCCAUGGCAUAGCAAAUCUUUUUGGCCCACAGGAAAUCAUCGCUGUAUACGGCAAUGAUUUCACCAAUGUACCCCAUCACCAUAAGUUCAGUAUCCUAAAACAUCUGUGCUUACUCUCACCAAUGCAGCCUCCCGCUUAUGGUUCUCAAAAUCCUCCGAGUUCCAAUGCGGUUAUCUUCAUAAGUGUUAGUUUAGAGCUCAAUGACGACGUCUC